AUGACAAUUCCUGAGGACUACGAAGCUUUUUUGGAAGAUCUCACAGAACUUGAUGAUGAACAACAACAACAAAACUCAAAGACAAGCGUCUAUAUCGUCGAUGAAUCUCUAACUCUUUUAAAUUUCCACAUAAAAGGGUUUGAAGAUAUUACAUCCAAAUUUGAAGACCUCUUGUCUCUUGGAUUAGAAUUGGCCAUGGAUAACAACCCCGAUUCUCAAUACCAAUUCAUUGUGGCAUCUAACAACUUGUUGCUCGAGAUUGAUAACCAAAUCUUUAACCUCUACAAUCUCAUCCGCGACAAGUUCCGUAAGAAAUUCCCAGAACUCGAAUCCGUAACUCAAGACCCGAUCGAAUACUCUCAAGUUGUUAAAAAGAUAGGUAACGAAAUAGAUAUCGAUGGCUUGAACUUACCCCUAUCCAUUCUAAUGGUAUUUUCUAUAAUAGCCUCAGCAACUAGUGAUAAACCACUUUCGGAACAAGAUUUAACAAACACAAUACAUGCAUGUGAUUACAUUAUUGCUCUUGAUUCGACGAGGAAUAGAGUGUUGGACUUGUUAGAGACUAAAAUUGGAUUUAUUGCACCGAAUCUUUCAGCCAUUGUUGGUAUCACUGUUGCGGCGAAACUUAUAGUUGUUGUUGGUGGACUUUCAUCACUAGGAUAUACUCCUUGUUGUAAUGUUAAGGUUGUUCGUCUUGAUAAGCCAAAAACGUAUUGA
Molecule: messenger RNA, 717 nt
Organism: Quercus lobata
Lineage: Eukaryota; Viridiplantae; Streptophyta; Magnoliopsida; Fagales; Fagaceae
Product: U4/U6 small nuclear ribonucleoprotein Prp31 homolog
Exons: 1
Coding region: 1-717 (238 amino acids)
Biological process (GO): spliceosomal tri-snRNP complex assembly; mRNA splicing, via spliceosome
Cellular component (GO): U4 snRNP; precatalytic spliceosome; U4/U6 x U5 tri-snRNP complex
Source: RefSeq, a predicted model, not a curated record